AUGCUCCACAUAAAUCUAGAGUCAGAAGGGGAUGAUUCCCCCAACUCGAGUCCGAAUGGCCAACCUUUUCCACACAUUACCCGUUUACCGUCCUCUCCAAAUAUCUGGUACUCAGCUCUCGCCUUUGCUGGAUGGCCUAUCCAACUAAGUGAUAUAUCUAUAGGUAUCUCUGUUGAUUUCAGCAAGUCGGGCAAGAAUGUAGGGUCCGCUGAAGUACGGAUCGGCAGGUUGCGGUACGCGAUUGAACGCGAAGUAGGAAAGAUUUUGCGACGAACAUUUUCUCCACCCAUAGAGCUUGCUCUUGCAGAUUCGUUUUCCUUAGAUCUACGUCACAAGAGCUGGUGGUUUGGAGCGAAGGCUGGGCAUGAAGACAUCAAUUUCGAUACCAACGACAUCAUCCGUGUCGAGAGACAAGAAUACAUCAAGUUUCAUAAGAAAAUCAAAAUCACCGUUGAGCUUUUCGGGAAUACAUCAACAUCGACCGAACGAGCGGAACAGACAGCGACUUCUUCUGGUGAACACCCGGAGCUUCAGUCUACCACUGGCGAGAUCAUUCGGAUUUGUCCUCGGUUUCGAAUUCUGGUGAUAGGAAAGACCGGCGUCGGCAAGUCUACGCUGAUUAAUCAGGCAUUCGGAGUGGAAGAAGCGCUCACUUCGCAUGAUAAGCCGGGCGAGGCUAAUAUUGAUACCGAAUUCAUCUCAAAACAGAACGACAAUUUUGUUCUCCAUGAUAGCAAAGGUUUUGAACCGGGGGAAGAAGAUAACGUCCAAAUAGUCCUAAAUUUCAUCCAACGUCGGAUAUCUGAGCCUGCUUUGAAAGAUCAGUUGCAUGCUGUUUGGCUUUGCUUUGAAAUACCCCGUGCAGGCGGGCGUUUAUUGGAAACUGGUAUGGAGGCCUUCCUCACAUUGAAGCGCAACGGAAAGUUAGGAAAUAUACCUGUUGUCGCCGUUUUUACCAAGUACGAUAUGCUCAUUGAACGCAUGGAACGUACUUUGGAUGGCCCAUCUCUCAAAAGGUUGAGCGAUGACGCCAUCAAGAAACUCGUCAAUAAAAAAGCAGAUGCUGAACUCAAGAAUAUCUGCAUCCAACCCUUACAGAAGUUCGCCGGGCGUCAUGUCCCCUGCGCUGCGAUAUCUAAAGAUCAUAAGGAAACCCUUGUACCUUUGAUCCAGGUGACUGAAAACCUCGUCCGUCAGCACUUUGCCUUCGAGGCCUCGGUGAUGACCUCUAUAGCCCAAAGAGUGGAUCCUGGACUCAAAAUGAAUGCAUCAAUUGAGGUUGGCAAGAGAAGAUAUUGGAAUGCACUGGCAUCAAGCACAGCGUUCAAGAACCAUACGAUACGGGAAUGUCUGCAUGUGCUUCACGACGACAUCGUUGCAGUCUGGAACUUUCAUGACCCUCAUCGUUACUUGUAUAGCCCAGAGUUCAGGACAUUGAUGGUGAACAUGGUUGACAAAAUAGACGCUGAACCUACAGCGGAUCCCAACAAGACCAUUACUGUAGGGCUCUCUAUUGUGGGUGCUAUCACGUGCAUCAUAUCUGCCUCGGCAGCACCUGCGGCUCCCAUUGUGGUGCCGAUCGCGGCAAGUGUUGUACUCGCUGUAUGGGCUCGUGAUGUGUACCAGACGUCCCAUGCAGUGCUUCAGCGCUUUAUGUCGUACAUCAUCGACUUAACACUUGUGUUGCAGACACUGCAUCUUGUGUCUGAAAGCCAGCCACUCUCUCGUAGGGCUAUCAAGCUCGCUCUCGCUUCCUACUAUGCCUCACCGAUCAGCGGAGAAGUCCAUACCAAGAUUCAGAUGUAUAAUAGGCAAUUGACACUCCUGGAACGCGUUGACCGCGAUACAUUGGAUAAAAUCAUCGAACUCAUGCAGCUCUACAGCAUCGGUGCAGAAAAAUUAUCUGCACUUCGUGCACAAAUUUCGCUUGUGGAUGUGUCAUCAGAUGAACCAUGGGAAGUCGAGAAGGCGGCGUAACACUUGAUUCCUCUUUUGCGUAUGUUAUGCAGCAUUGACGAGUAUUGUCUGAGUACAUACUUCUGGAGUAGUCAUGGGAUUGCAGUGAUGUUGUAAACUUGUAGUAAUCGUAAUUUCGGCUGACCUAACUCAUAAUUACAUGGCAAUAUGGAAGAUAGAUAUGGUAUUGUCCCUGAGUCCGACGCGGAAGCAG
Messenger RNA from Suillus subaureus, 2170 nucleotides. RefSeq lists its product as uncharacterized. The record is from RefSeq and is a predicted model, not a curated record. Gene Ontology annotation, molecular function: GTP binding. Bases 1 to 1977 code for a protein of 658 amino acids. The transcript is spliced from 16 exons. NCBI's taxonomy places the organism in Eukaryota, Fungi, Basidiomycota, Agaricomycetes, Boletales, Suillaceae.